AUGACGUCAGCCGUGGAGCGUACAGAUGACCUGGUGAGAGAGUACCUCACUUUCCGAGGUUUUACCAACACCUUGAAAUACUUUGAAGCAGAUAUUAAGGCUGACAAGGAGAAAGGCUUCCGGGUGGACAGGAUUGUGGAACAGCUGUUGCAGUUUAUCCAGAGUUAUGACCUUAAUGGACUUCUGGAAUACUGGGGCUAUCUGGAACGACGUCUUUUCAGCAGAUUGGAGGAUGUGUAUCGGCCAACUGUCAACAAACUGAAAACUAGCUUAUUCCGCUAUUACCUUGUCUGCACCAUACAGUGCAGUCGGGCAGACAAGGCACAUGACUUCUUCCAAAAACAAGCACCGGAGCUUCAAAACCAGGCUGAGUGGAAAGAAUGGUUCGCUCUCCCUUUCCUCCCAGCACCUGAUGCCAAUCCGACUUUUUCCACAUACUUUUCCCGGCAGUGGGCGGACACCUUCACAGUAUCACUGCACAAUUUUCUGAGCGUCCUCUUCCAGUGCAUGCCUGUCCCGACUAUUCUCUGCUUUGACAUGGAAUUUCAGAGAAUUCUACACAUCCAGGAGGAGAAUGAGGCACUAAGACAGAAGAUCUUUGCUCUUCAGGCGGAGGCUCACAGACUAAGAAAAGAAGGUGACGAUGGCCCCAUAGUGCAUCACAAGCUGCCUCACUAUGUCUCCAACAUGGAUCGGCUGGGGGACUCUGAGCUUCUUAGUAACAUGGUAUCAAGUCAAAGGAAUGCCGGAUCAACAGUCCAGUCACAAAGGUCCUCUGGUUUCCUCUCCUCCUUGCUCCCACAGAGUAAAAAAGCUGUGCCUUCCAGGCCUCCGCCAGCCUCCAUAUCCUCACCGACGCAGAGUUCCACUGCUCUCCCACUCAAGAAGGAGCCAGUAAACAAUCAGGCCCAAAAAACUAAAGAGGUGCUUAGUCUACCCAAGGAGGUGAAGAGCGUGCAGAGUGUUCUUGGUGUGCCCAGCGCCAGCGAUCCGACUGCUUUGCAGCAGAGACAGCGACGGCUGCAGGAGAGGAAAGAGCUUCUCUCUAAGACACCUUCUCAGCAAAGCACAGAGAAGAAGCCUGAAAUUUCAGAACCAGAACCUGAGCUUCGCCCCGAAACCCAGCAAGACCAGGUAGAAGCAUUGAUGAGGGGUGUCGGGGGAAACGGUGCAAGAGGAGAGAAAUCCGAGCAACCCUUCAUAGUGCUAAGCCAGGAUGAAUAUGGAGAGCACCACUCCUCCAUCAUGCAUUGCAGGGUGGAUUGCUCAGGAAGACGGGUAGCCAGUUUGGAUGUUGAUGGUGUGAUUAAAGUGUGGUCCAUUGAUGGUAUCAUGCAGACCAAGGCAUCCGCCAUCUCGAAGUCUGCUCUGCUGUCUCUGGAGUGGGCAACAAAGAGAGACAGACUGCUCUUACUGGGCAGCGAGGUUGGUACCGUCCGCCUGUAUGACACAGAAGCAAAGAAGAACUUGUGUGAGAUCAGUAUUGUUGAUGAUAUGCCGAGAAUCCUAUCUCUGGCGUGCAACCCCAGCGGGACUUCCUUUGUAUGUUCGGCAGCAGCAGCAUGCUCACCUACUCAAACAGAACCAUCAGUCCCUGGUUUAGGGGAGAAUGGGAUCAACCAAGUGCCAGGGAGGUUACUGCUGUGGGACACAAAAACCAUGAAACAACAGCUUCAGUUCUCCUUGGAACCUUCGCCCAUCGCUGUGAACUGCACAUCAUUCAAUCACAAUGGCAACUUACUUGUGACCGGGGCUGCAGAUGGCGUUAUCAGGUUGUUUGACAUGCAGCAGCAUCAGUGUGCCAUGAGCUGGAAGGCGCAUAAGGGGGAAGUUUAUUCCGUUGACUUCAGCUAUGAUGAGAAUGCCGUGUACAGCAUCGGAGAAGAUGGGAAGUUCAUCCAGUGGAAUAUUCACAAGAGUGGUCAGAAAGUGUCAGAAUAUUCACUGCCAUCUGAUGCCACCGGCCCCUUUAUGCUCUCUGGUUACAGCGGCUACAAGCAAGUUCAGUUCCCCAGGGGCAGGCUCUUCGCUUUUGAUUCAGAAGGCAGAUACAUGCUCACUUGCUCGAGCAAUGGAGGAGUUAUUUAUAAGCUUAACAGUGACGGUAGUACAUUAGAGAACUGCCUGUCUCUGGGCGGACACAGGGCCCCUGUUGUGACGGUGGACUGGAGCACGGCAGUGGAAUGUGGCACAUGCCUAACAGCCUCAAUGGAUGGGAAAAUCAGACUGACCACUUUACUGGCUCAGAAAGCUUAA
Staurois parvus is the source of this 2256-nucleotide messenger RNA. NCBI's taxonomy places the organism in Eukaryota, Metazoa, Chordata, Amphibia, Anura, Ranidae. The record is from the annotation of a GenBank genome assembly.